Malassezia pachydermatis is the source of this 1020-nucleotide messenger RNA. RefSeq names its product nadph:quinone reductase. The record is from RefSeq and is a predicted model, not a curated record. The transcript has a single exon. Gene Ontology annotation, molecular function: zinc ion binding; oxidoreductase activity. Bases 1 to 1020 code for a protein of 339 amino acids. NCBI's taxonomy places the organism in Eukaryota, Fungi, Basidiomycota, Malasseziomycetes, Malasseziales, Malasseziaceae.
AUGAGCAACAAAAUGCGGGCUAUGGCCAUCAAGGGCUAUGGGAAAAACUCUCCUUUGGUGGAAAUGGAAUUUCCUAUUCCUGACGUGAAGGAGCAUGAUGUGCUGAUUGAAAUUCAUGCUGCCAGUGUGAACCCCAUCGACUUCAAAAUCCGCAAUGGUGAUGUGAGGCUGCUCAUGUCUUCGCCGAUGCCUUUUAUCCUAGGCAACGAUCUAUCUGGUGUUGUCAAGCAGGUUGGAGGGCAGGUAACAAAAUUUCGUGUGGGUGAUAAAGUCUACACGCGACCACCGCAUGACCGCUCAGGCACCUUUGCUGAGUUUAUCGCUGUGAACGAAGAUCAUGUCGCACCCAUGCCCAAAGGCAUGAGUUUUGAGGACGCUGCUAGCAUCCCUCUUGUGGGCCUUACUGCUUACCAAGCUCUGCACGACUGUCUCCACGCAAAGCAAGGUGAUAAAGUUCUAAUUCAUGCUGGUGCUGGUGGUUUUGGAACAUUUGCUAUCCAACUAGCAAAACAAAUGGGCCUUUAUGUGGCAACAACCGCAAGUGAGAAAGGGCAUGAUCUGGUCAAAUCGCUAGGUGCCGAUGAAAUCGUCAACUAUCGUACGGAGAAGUUUGAAGAGAAGCUCCAUGACUACGAUGGUGUUAUCGAUACCAUCGGUGGUAACACUUUGCUGAAUUCUUUCAAGGUUGUGAAGAAAGGACAUAAGGUUGUUUCGAUUAGUGCUAUUCCCGAUGGUGAAUUCGGUCGAAAGCACCGCCUUGGUUUUGUUGUUACUUCUCUAUUACGCCUGGCCUCUGCCCGUAUUGUCUACAACGCUUCAUGCCAGGGUGCUGUGUAUGAAUUCCUUCUUAUGCAGGAAAACGGAUCUCAGCUCCGUGAAAUUACCAAACUAGUUGAGGACGGAAAGAUCAAGCCUGUCAUCGAUCGUGUCUAUUCGUUUGAGGAGGCGCAACAAGCUCUACACUAUGUUGAAUCUGGUCGUGCGAAAGGCAAAGUGGUCAUCAAGGUUCACCCCAACUAA